Molecule: messenger RNA, 1209 nt
Organism: Mangifera indica (mango)
Lineage: Eukaryota; Viridiplantae; Streptophyta; Magnoliopsida; Sapindales; Anacardiaceae
Product: PI-PLC X domain-containing protein At5g67130-like
Exons: 9
Coding region: 1-1209 (402 amino acids)
Biological process (GO): lipid metabolic process
Molecular function (GO): phosphoric diester hydrolase activity
Source: RefSeq, a predicted model, not a curated record
AUGCAAAUGCAGAAGUUCGUUUUUGCUGUCAUUGCAACAACUCUUCUCUUCAGUUUUUUCCCUGCUCUCAAGGAGGGACAGACAUGUUUAAAACAUAAAAACUGUGAUUCUGGGUUGCACUGUGGAAUCUGUAUUGCUAAUGGCAGUGUACGGCCAAGGUGCACUCGAGUCAAGCCUGUCAAUCCCACUUCACAGGUGAAGGGAUUGCCAUUUAAUCGCUACUCGUGGCUCACCACUCACAACUCUUUUGCAAGACUUGGACAUGUCAAGUCUGCAACCGGGGCUGUGAUUCUUUCUCCAACGAAUCAACAGGACUCCAUAACCAGCCAGCUCAAUAAUGGUGUUAGAGGUUUAAUGCUUGAUAUGUAUGACUUCAAGAAUGACAUUUGGUUGUGUCACUCCUUUCAAGGGAAAUGCUACGGCUUCACAGCUUUUCAACCGGCUAUAAAUGUAUUGAAGGAGGUUCAAGCAUUUCUUGAAGGAAACCCCACAGAAAUUGUCACUACUAUCAUUGAGGACUAUGUAACAUCACCAAAUGGACUUACUAAUGUAUUUGCUGCUGCUGGCCUUGCGAAAUACCGGUUUCCAGUUACUCGAAUGCCCAAAAAUGGAGAAGAUUGGCCAACAGUUGAUGAUAUGAUUCGAAACAAUCAACGUUUGGUGGUUUUUACUUCAAAAUCCUCUAAGGAGGCUUCAGAAGGGACAGGUUAUCAGUGGGACUAUAUGGUGGAAAACCAAUAUGGGGAUAGUGGGAUGAAAGCUGGUUCAUGUCCAAACCGGGGAGAAUCAGCUCCGAUGAACUCAACAUCUAGGUCAUUAGUCCUAGUGAAUUACUUUCCUGACGCACCAGCGAUAAUGCAAGCUUGCAAGCAUAAUUCAGCUCCAUUGAAAAGGAUGAUUAACACAUGUUAUGAAGCUUCAGGCAAACGAUGGCCUAACUUCAUUGCUGUCGACUAUUACAAGAGAAGUGAUGGUGGGGGAGCCGCAGAAGCUGUGGAUGAGGCAAAUGGUCAUCUUGUUUGUGGCUGCGAUAAUAUUUCCUAUUGCAAGGCAAAUAUGACUUAUGGAGCUUGUGACCUGCCUGAGGCUGCAGCCGUUCAACCUGCAUCUGAAUCAGUAGCAAACGAAUCCAACUUCUUACAUUCAAAUAGAAAACCAGUUCAAUCAUGGGGGUUGCUUGGAGUAGCCUUGCUGACUAUUCUUUUGUAG